Symbiodinium necroappetens is the source of this 2127-nucleotide messenger RNA. Lineage: Eukaryota; Dinophyceae; Suessiales; Symbiodiniaceae. The record is from the annotation of a GenBank genome assembly.
AUGCGGCGAGAGCCGGAGCGCGUACAGCGCUGGCCGCCCUUCCUCUCGCAGCGCUGGCCCCUUCUGCUGAUUCCGGCGCCUCUCCUGAUGGGCCGUCGUGCCGAGAGGAGGUUCGCCCCCAUGCUGCGCCGGGCAGCGGGCAAGUCCCAGAUCUUGCCCACACCCGGGUUGACGCAGAGCAUGGAGCAGCUGCGCGAGCCUUUUUUCUUCCAGCUGGCAGACCUGGACGAGAAUGGUGCCAUUUCAGCCAAAGAGCUGCUUGUGGCGAUGCGGGUCCUAGGCAUCAACAUGCAGCUGAGCGAUGUAACGCAAAUCGUCUCGGAGCUCGACAAGACCGGCGACGGCGAAAUCAGCUUCGACGAGUUCAUGGAGGCCUGCCAACGUCCUCGGCGAGACGGCUUCAGGCGUGCCGUCCGCCGCAGCCGGGUGCUGUCCCGCUGGAGCGCGCUGCUCUUCGAGUCAGACGAUCCGGAAUCGCUCAGUACCUUGCAAGUCGCGCGGGCUGCGAGAAACCUGUCCGACAAGAUGACAGAGUCGGAUAUGGAUCGAUUACUUGGCGAGAGCCCACCCGAGUCUCCAGCGAGCAGUCGAAGCGACACUGACAAGGAGGUCUUGCCCGAAGUUGCGGCAAGCAUCUGGAGGCACCAAUUGUGGCCAAGAGGCAAGAAAGCACGCAUUCUCCACUUCGCGCACCUGUGUAUCUGCGAGGCCGCCGUUGCUCUCAUGCGCUGGCAGCCAACUGCCAGGGCCAUCGCGUGGCUGUUGCAGUGGCGCCUGCUGUUACUGGCGCUGAGGCCGCUUCUGACGGGCCGCUUCUUGGGGCUCCUGCUGCGGCACCGGCUCUCGGCCCGCGCGCUGGCCGUGCUACUCCGUACUCCUGGAUGCGAGAGGGGAAUUACACAGAUUCUCUACCUGGACUCGGCCCUCGCCGACGUGUGCGAGGAUCCGGAGACCCCAAAGCACAUCCUGAGGAUCGUGGGCCGACAUGGGAUGGGCUCCUUUCUUCGCCGCUUCCUCGUCUUCGCCCCACCAGAGAUGCUCAGGCGUUGGUGCCAGCACAAGUCCACCGCGGUCUUGAUGGCAUUCGUCGUGCGUGAGACAGCAGCAGUGGACUGCGCGGCUCUCGUCCACAAGCGACGGCAGCAGCUCCCUGCAGCGGUGGCGCGAGCCUGCCUCGAGCCAGGGGCAGACCUCUGGGCGAUGCGCUUUUGCGCCGUGCCCGGUAUUGACGUUUGGCUCGGUCGAUUUCUGAACGACCCUCGCGGAGCCAGCUUUGCACAUCGACUCCUUCUGCAGCCGAGAUUCAUCGACAAGGUGGAGGACUUCCUGGGCUUCCAGGAAGCCAGGGCCUUCGUGAUCCGUCUGCUCCGGCAGCCUGGAGUGUACCGAUUUGUCACGUGGUUGAACCGAGAUCCGAAGAUGCAGCAAUGGUUCGCACGCAUUGCCAAACGUGAGAAGCCCAUGCUCUUCAUCACUGAAAUGCUGCUUGAGCCAGGCCUUGACAAGUUCAUCGUGGAUCUGCUGCUUCGACGCGGCAAUGACGUGGCCUUGAGAAGCAUGUUGGACUACUGGGUGCACACAGAGGGCUCCUUCGCUUCCGUCUUCGGCUCUUUCUCCAAGAAGCCAGGAAUCGAGCGAGCUUUGGCACGAGUUGUGAUCAGCCCAGGCUUCCUCGACGGCUUCGUGUUCAGGAAGUUCCUGUGGCAAGAGGGGCUCAGCGACUUAGCCCUGGAAGCCGCAACUUUGGUCGGAGUUCGAGGCCUGGUGGACAACGUGCUGCCUCUGGCCUUCGCGGUCCUUCUGGCGAUGCUGGUCUUUUCUGUGCAAGGCACGCAGGCAGGCUUCCUGGCGCUCUUCGAGGAGGAAGGCUUGGGAGACAUCGUGCUGCCGUUUAUCGCCGGCCUGUCCGCUGGCAGCCUUGGCCGGGAUUUGGCCCUGGCCAUGCGGAGCAUGAUGGAGCCAAGCGCCAGUGAAGCAAAGGCCAAAACCGGAGUGCCCUUCGCUGGGAGAUGGGGCGUUGCCGCGCUGCUGUGCUGCGCUAGCCGCCAGCAAAGCAGGCCGCAGGUGACCGCAGAUCGGCAGCGAGAGCGGCUCAAGAGACGACUAUGUUACAAAGGCCCUUCUUAA